UUUCUUUCUCUUGCUUCCAAAACAAAUGCACAUGAUUAUCUUAUCUUAUGUAAGAUCUUUACGACAGGAGGAGGUGCCCAUAUGCACAUAAUACAUUCUUAUAUUGUCUCAGCAGGUGUUGCUGAAACAUGAAUGUGCAUGUUGUGUUGCAAUGUCAUAGGUUUUUCCUUAACUGGAGAUAUUUGAACUCUGAACUGUUCUGCUUCGUGGUGCUUUGGCAGCGUUCUGUCAGUUUAUAGCUGUGGUACACACUGUCCUAUUUAAAGUCCGUGUAAAACUGUGACACCACAUCUAUAAUCCAGUCAAUAAAUUACAGUGUGUGAUUGACUGAAUAUUGAUCCCUGAAAGCCUAUGUUUCUCUAAUGGGUUAAAGCUGAAUGAUUAUGAAUAACUGUUGUGCAGUACAGCGUGCAUUGUAGAAUUUACAUUUUUCCGUGCUAUGAUUAUUAUUUCCCCAUAUGUCACUGCUUAUUAUUCACCUUUUUUCAGGAAGUAGAUUACUUUCUCAACAAGAAAAUGACCCACUCUGGUGAUAGUGGAACUGAGGCUGAACUUUAUAGAGCAGAGUCCUCUGGCUUCCUCUCUGUUUUUCCAGACUGUGUGCCACAAGAUAGAUGGGGAGAAAGAGGAGAUAAUGAGGAUAUCCAAGACAAGUUGUUGCAUUCAUGUUGCACAGCAGAGGGCGGCAUUGAUCAGACAAGUCCAAGCUCCAUGUUGGAGCACUGGGUGUACGCAGAUAACCACCACAACAUGACAACUAUCACUCCUCUUACCACUCAAGGACCCAACAGGCCCUGUCCGUUCAUACCUGUCCCUGAUGCAGUGACAGUGAGCUCUGUGGUUAAUCCCAUGGCGUGUAGCCCCGUGACGGACACCUGCAGUCCCAUUAGUUCCAUGUGCAGUCCCAUCAGUUCAGCCUGGGACGCCCUCAGAUCCACAUCCAGAAGCCCCGGCUGCUCCGAGGGGGAUCCUGUCACUGCUGCAGCUCACCUGCAUCUGUUGGGGGAGUCCUUGUCCCUGAUUGGACACCAUCUCCAGGGGACAAAUAAAAUGGUGAGUAUGUUGAGCAGCUUGUCUCUGCUCCUGGACUCUCUGCUGUGUGCUCUGGCUCCUCUAACCUGCCUCACCACACAGAUACCAGAGCUGAGGAGCUGCACGCAGCACACACUGGCCUCCACUCUGGAUAACAUUGCCUAUGUAAUGCCGGGGUUAUGAGUGAUGACGACCAAACAUCAGACCAAAUGUCUUAAAAAAUCUAUUUUGUUAUAAAAGAAUAUUUGUUUA
This is a messenger RNA of Centropristis striata (black sea bass), 1284 nucleotides long. Its product is annotated as HMG box-containing protein 4-like. NCBI's taxonomy places the organism in Eukaryota, Metazoa, Chordata, Actinopteri, Perciformes, Serranidae. Bases 517 to 1215 code for a protein of 232 amino acids. The transcript is spliced from 6 exons. The record is from RefSeq and is a predicted model, not a curated record.